AGGCAAAGCCACGCGGUCCCUGGUGCCUGGGAAGGCGCCGGCCUCGCCGCAGCUCCAGAGCAAGUGGUGGUCGCCGGCCUGCAGUGCCUCUGGCCUACUGUGCGGCUGCAGGGCGGGAGCAGCUUUGCGGCCUGAGCGCUGUCACCUCAGCUCUCCGGGCCGCGGCUCCCCCGUGAGAAAUGAGAACCCAUCGAGUGUCGUGUCUCCACCCGGGGCUUCCACCUCCAACGAGCCAUGUUCCAGGCUGCAGGAGGCGCCCAGGCUACUCCCUCCCAUGAAGCCAAAGGCGGCGGUAGCAGCACGGUGCAGCGCUCCAAGUCCUUCAGCCUGCGGGCCCAAGUGAAGGAGACAUGCGCCGCCUGUCAGAAGACAGUGUACCCCAUGGAGCGGCUGGUGGCCGACAAGCUCAUUUUCCACAACUCUUGCUUCUGCUGCAAGCACUGUCACACCAAACUCAGCCUGGGCAGCUACGCCGCGUUGCACGGGGAGUUCUACUGCAAACCCCACUUCCAGCAGCUGUUUAAGAGCAAAGGCAACUACGACGAGGGGUUUGGCCGCAAGCAGCACAAGGAGCUCUGGGCCCACAAGGAGGUGGACCCCGGCACCAAGACGUCCUGAGGCCCCUGCAACCUUCCACCCCCUCCGCCGGCAGGGGGAAGGUUGGGAAGGAGGUCGACCUGGGCUUGCGUGGGGGCCAAGUGGGAAGGGAAUGAGGCCUGCUCAGGCCGAGGGGCCCAGGGGCAGGGCUCUGCCCCAUGACUCCUUCCUUCCUUGUCCCGCAGCGGGUGAGGGUUUGGGAACCAGGAUUGGGGUCUGCCCACCACCCUGCUUCCUGCUUCUUUCAGCUGUCCUCCCCACCUCACCUCAGGACCCCCUAGGAGGCUCCCACGCCCAGCUUCCCUAUCUAGGUGCCUUUUCUCCAGCAAGGAGUCAGCAUGCCCCGCUCAGGGUCUCAAGCUCCCUCACUGCCACCAGAGGCUGUGUGGCCCCCGCAUCUCCCCAUCUACCUCUACCCUUAACCUGGUUCUGAGCCACGGAGGAGACAGGAAGGAGCACAGCAGUGCCACCUGUUGGGCCUCAUAAAUGCCCCUGCAGCCCACAGGGGAGGGGAUGAGGAAGUGGAGCCACCCUCCCUCGUCAGGGCAAGUGGGACUUGGGACCAUCUCGCACCACCAGCGUGGAGAAGCGGACGCUAAAGCAUUCGCCAGGCUGCAGCCUCAGACGCUGGCAGGGGCUGGCACAGUCCCGCUCCCCUCCCACUCCCCUGUUUCUGCCUAUCCUGUUUUGACCAACCCCGUUUUAAACAUGUUUCAACAGAUCCAGAUUCUC
Messenger RNA from Sapajus apella (tufted capuchin), 1329 nucleotides. It is a transcript of the gene LIMD2, whose product is annotated as LIM domain containing 2. The coding region runs from base 235 to 618 and encodes 127 amino acids. Gene Ontology annotation, biological process: actin filament bundle assembly. Gene Ontology annotation, cellular component: plasma membrane; actin cytoskeleton. The record is from RefSeq and is a predicted model, not a curated record. The transcript is spliced from 5 exons. Lineage: Eukaryota; Metazoa; Chordata; Mammalia; Primates; Cebidae. Gene Ontology annotation, molecular function: actin filament binding.